AUGGAGCCCGCAAAGGAGCCAUAUGAAGCCCGCAAAGGGGAGAAAGCAGUAGUCGCGUACAGACAAAGAAUAAAUCAGACAGACAUGGAGAAGCACAAUCGGAGCACUGACAGAGACUCAAAGGAGACGGUCAAAACACGACAGCGAGCAAAGUCCUUCACGGCCGCUGAAAGAGGUAGUGGCCGUGGAUGA
Messenger RNA from Schizophyllum commune H4-8, 192 nucleotides. RefSeq lists its product as uncharacterized. Lineage: Eukaryota; Fungi; Basidiomycota; Agaricomycetes; Agaricales; Schizophyllaceae. Bases 1 to 192 code for a protein of 63 amino acids. The record is from RefSeq and is a predicted model, not a curated record. The transcript is spliced from 2 exons.